GACCUUAUAAUGAUGAUACCAUAAUUUAUUAUUUUGUCAACCAAUUUCCACUUCGAUUGUCGUUAAGAAUGAUUAUUGUAAUUUAAUGGAUGAUAAAAUAAAAAAUUUUGAACACCAAAUAUUCUUACCAUUGAAGUGAAUUUUGGCUCAACUCUUGGAUAAAAAGAAAGAAAUAUUGACUUAUAACUACGAACUCGCAUUUUUAUUUUUACUUGUUUUAAUGUAACCAUUAUUUAAUUUAUAGGUUUUUAUCAGAUGUUAUAGGAUCCACAGGAAACUGUUAAGACGAAAUGAGAUACGAAAAAGAUACAUGAUUUUUCCGGAUUAUGUCAAGGACAUUUAUUUUAUAAGCGCUUGAUGAAGAGGUUAUAAAGCACGAAACGUUGCAAAAUAAAAAGAUUUCGUCUUCACAGUUUUCUUUGGAUCAUAUACUGUCUGAUCAAAAACUAUAUAUCUAUCAUCAAGGAUCUGACAGAAUUCAACAUUAUUUUGUUUAUAGAACUUUUGUGGUACGAUGAAGAAUGAAAAAAGGAAUGUCGGGUGGAUUGUGAUGGUGGUUACUUUUUUCUUAAUAGGAUUACUAGGAGUAAGUACGAUAGUCAACAGUGUAAUGCCAUCGGCAAAUGCUGCUGUCCUUCGUUAUUAUGGAUUGCAGCAACCAGGUAAGAACGUAGAAAAAAUCGAAUCUACUGCCUCUCAAACGGAUUUAAGGAGAAAUAAAAGAGAACCUCAGUACUACGGAGAAAACGAUCCAUACGGAUAUCAACAAACUAGUAAUUUUGGUGGUGGUGUUUUGAGUUCGGUUGGUAGAGUGGUUCUAACUCAUGCGGGCAAGCAAAUCGUUUCGGCGACAGGAAGUGAGGUAAUAGAUAGAAAUGAACUACUUGAUAGACCACACGAGAAAAAGCAUGGAGUACUUUUAGCUGGUGGAGCGGUUGUCGGAGGUGCAAUAGGGGCUGUAGUUGGAAGCAUGGUUCCUGGUGUAGGAACAGCAGUCGGACUAGCACUUGGUGGUGUUGUGGGAUCUGGUGUGUUAUAUCUUGGUACUAAAAUCUUCGAUUAACGUUUUUCUUUGUAAUACUUAUUUAGAUUUUUCAUUGUAUUACUUUUGUUUAAAUCAUACUACAUUUCUGUGAUUAAAUAACCUAAAACUUUUACACAUCAUUGUAGUACAAAGCAGUUAAAAAUUG
Messenger RNA from Agrilus planipennis (emerald ash borer), 1190 nucleotides. RefSeq lists its product as uncharacterized. Lineage: Eukaryota; Metazoa; Arthropoda; Insecta; Coleoptera; Buprestidae. The coding region runs from base 515 to 1063 and encodes 182 amino acids. The transcript is spliced from 2 exons. The record is from RefSeq and is a predicted model, not a curated record.